This is a messenger RNA of Sceloporus undulatus (fence lizard), 2205 nucleotides long. It is a transcript of the gene ADRA2B, whose product is annotated as adrenoceptor alpha 2B. The coding region runs from base 529 to 1860 and encodes 443 amino acids. Gene Ontology annotation, molecular function: adrenergic receptor activity. NCBI's taxonomy places the organism in Eukaryota, Metazoa, Chordata, Lepidosauria, Squamata, Phrynosomatidae. Gene Ontology annotation, biological process: adenylate cyclase-activating adrenergic receptor signaling pathway. The transcript has a single exon. The record is from RefSeq and is a predicted model, not a curated record. Gene Ontology annotation, cellular component: membrane.
GAGAUUUCAGAGUGGAGAGAAAAACCCCAACUCCUCCUGCAGCUCUUCUCAAAAGGCAUGGAGAGGAUGGGUCUGUCCAUCCAUGCAGCCGGCAGAGAAAGAGAAGAGAAAAGGAGAGCCAGAGCACAGCCAAGGCACUGCAAAUAGAUGUUCUCAACUUUCCCAGCAAGAGAGAGAAGUUGAUGGAAUAAAAAUCCCAAGCUGUUUGGAUGGAGCCAUAUCAGAAGGGACAAAAGACCAGAAGGAGAUGGAUGUGGCUUUGCAGCGCUGGACCAAAGGGAGUGGUGCUUUGAAUUAGCAGUGGAUUAUUUAACAGCUGCAUGCACAGUUUGGCAGUCCAGCUGGGACAGCAAGUUUUCCUGAUGCGAAGUUCCCAGUGCAUGCACAAAGUGUUGGAAGCAAUAUCUUGGCUUUUCUCUCUCAGACCUCCUUCUCUUUCUCUGGGUCAUAGAAAUGGGGACUUUGGCUCGGCCGGACCUCUUCAUAUGAAGCUGAGCAAGUGAGCUACCUUGGUUGGAUCCCUUCAAAAUGACCAUGGCCGUCAUGGGUGGCCAUGAAGGCUACAACAUCCAAGCCACUGCUGCCAUUGCUGCCGUCACCACUUUCCUUAUCCUCUUCACCAUCUUUGGCAACGUUCUGGUGAUCAUUGCCGUACUGACCAGCCGGUCUCUGAAAGCCCCCCAGAACCUCUUCUUGGUGUCUCUGGCGGCUGCAGACAUCCUGGUGGCCACCCUCAUCAUCCCCUUCUCCCUGGCCAAUGAGCUGAUGGGCUAUUGGUACUUUGAUAAGAUCUGGUGCAAGGCCUACCUGGCUUUGGAUGUCCUCUUCUGCACUGCCUCCAUAGUGCACCUCUGUGCCAUCAGCCUGGACCGGUACUGGUCCGUCAGCCAAGCCAUCGAAUACAACUCCAAGAGGACGCCACGGAGGAUCAAAUGCACCAUCCUGGUGGUCUGGUUGAUAGCGGCGCUGAUAUCUCUGCCUCCGUUGGUCCUCAAUGAGAACCCCAACAACACCAAAGAGGAUGCCAAGAGGUGUGAACUCAACGAACAACCGUGGUACAUUCUCUCCUCCAGCACCUGCUCCUUCUUUGCUCCUUGUCUCAUCAUGAUCUUGGUCUACAUCAGGAUCUACUUUAUUGCCAAGCGUCGGAGCCGGAAAGGAGCUAACCCUAAGAAGCCCAAAGCCAAGGCAGAAAAAGGGGUACCCCAAAUCAAAGUCGGUCCGUCCAGCGAAACCUCCCCCAAGCAGGACCAACUGAAGAUGCCAGGAGAAGGAGAACCCAACGGGCAUCAGGUUCCCAUCCAAGAAGAUGACCCGCCAGUGACUCGCUCAACUGAAAAGUUUUCUCUCGUGAGCCAGGAGGUCAAGGAGACUGAACCAGCCAGCCCUUCCCAUUCUCCGCCUGAGAAGAAGCCAUCAUCGGGGUCCAGCCAACAGGACAACUCACCCCAUGGCAGUGUCAAGAGGGGCAAUGGACCCCCUGAGAGUUGUCCACCGGUCAUGGACACCUUGGCCACCGCCAGAGGGGAGAUUCUGCUGGUGAGGCGAGUGAAGACCCUCAGUGCCAAUCCUUGGAAGAGGAAGACCCAUCUCAACCGGGAGAAGCGGUUCACCUUCGUCUUGGCCGUGGUGAUCGGCGUCUUUGUCAUCUGCUGGUUCCCUUUCUUCUUUCUCUACAGCCUCCGGGCCGUUUGUUCAGCCAAACGCUGCCCGAUCCCCGACAGCACCUUCAAGUUUUUCUUCUGGAUUGGCUACUGCAAUAGCUCCUUGAACCCGGUCAUCUAUACCAUCUUCAACCAGGACUUUCGCAAGGCCUUCCGGAAGAUUCUUUGCAGGCAGUGGACUCAGACAGCCUGGUGAGACUCAGACGGCCUGAGAACGAGGGGCGGGGGCGGGAGACCCUCCGGAUGCACAGUGACUCCCAUAGAGGGCUAUUGAAAGGACAGACCACAACAUUUCUAUUUAUUGGUUGGCUUGUGUGUCUGCAAAGAGAAGGGAGGCAAGGUGAGUGUUGGAGAGAAACUGGCCCUUUGGAAAAUGUGGAUUUUGCUUCAGCUCCUGAGUGUGUGUAUGUUGUGUGUGUGUGUGUGUGUGUGUGUGCACAUGCAGUUAGAGAUACUGAUGCACACACAUGCGCAUAUGUAUGUAUUUUCUGGCAAAGUAUUUUUUCACUAAAAGACAAUGUGCCAUUGGCAAAAAUAAUAA